CAGAAGGCUGGCGAGCAGCUAGCAUGGCAGAUGAGGAGGAAGACCCCACCUUUGAGGAGGAGAAUGAAGAAAUUGGAGGAGGAGCGGAAGGUGGCCAGGGGAAGAGAAAGAGACUUUUCUCGAAAGAAUUGCGCUGUAUGAUGUAUGGGUUUGGGGACGACCAGAAUCCUUACACGGAGUCCGUGGACAUUCUCGAAGACCUUGUCAUAGAGUUCAUCACUGAAAUGACUCACAAGGCAAUGUCGAUUGGAAGACAAGGUCGAGUGCAAGUUGAAGAUAUUGUCUUCCUAAUUCGAAAGGAUCCAAGGAAGUUUGCUAGAGUUAAAGACUUACUAACUAUGAAUGAAGAAUUGAAACGGGCUAGAAAAGCUUUUGACGAAGCCAACUAUGGAUCUUGACACCGUUCGUACUUCCCGAGAUUUUGGUAUUUUCUGUGGAAGCCAUACAUUGAAGUUGUUGUCUGCAGUAACAUGAUAGCUCGGUAUGCAAUGAAAGAGGUCUUCAACUGGAGCCUCCGUUGCCUGUCUUUAUCUGACCAUAUCUGAAUUGCUUCCUGGCUUUAAUAACUCCUAAGUUAAAGCAUUGCAAACCAUGCGGUUCCACCCGAAAGGGUGGAAGUAGUAUUUAUUCUUCUGGUAGACGUGUGUGUUCCAAGCUGUAUACCAUUGCUGCAUAGCAUACAAUCUGAAUGUCCUUUGAUUUUAUAAAUGGUGAGGCUGUGCUCUGUGUAUCUCAAGGCUUUAGAGGACAGUGGUGGGGGAGUUAUUAAAGAGAAUGAGCUGGCUUGUGGGGGUUUUUAAGAAACGAAAUUCUUGACUUAAUAGAUCAUUUGUUUUUAAUAUUCUUUUCUAAAGAACACUUUUUUUAAAAGAAACUAAUAUUUGCUAAGUGUUAGCAGUCCUCGUCUUCCUUGAUGACUGUAAAGCUUCCAAUACAAAUGCCUCAGUAGUGGGAACGGCAGGGCUUAAAGAGCCGAUGCCAGCCCAGGUGUUUCUGGCUGUGCUCUAGUGACGGAAAUGUAAGUACUUUAAUUGUGAGAACGGAGAGUUGAUUAAAUCUGUAUGUGGCUGUGCAAACCAUUUUCGCGGUUCAGGCUUUGUGUGUAGUUCACUUACGGUAUUAAAUUAUUAUUCUGCUUAGCUUAUAAUAAGGAUAAUUGCAUUUAAAGAGGUUACUGAAUGUUACUCUGAAACUUAGUGGUGCUUUUAACAUCUAAAUCAGUACUUGGGGAAAUACUAGCUGUUUAAUCUACUGAUACAAGGAAUAAAGAAUGAGGAAUUAAACACAUC
Molecule: messenger RNA, 1289 nt
Organism: Mus musculus (house mouse)
Lineage: Eukaryota; Metazoa; Chordata; Mammalia; Rodentia; Muridae
Gene: Taf13
Product: TATA-box binding protein associated factor 13
Exons: 4
Coding region: 24-398 (124 amino acids)
Biological process (GO): RNA polymerase II preinitiation complex assembly; positive regulation of transcription initiation by RNA polymerase II; transcription by RNA polymerase II
Cellular component (GO): nucleus; nucleolus; nucleoplasm
Molecular function (GO): protein heterodimerization activity; TBP-class protein binding
Source: RefSeq, marked provisional